AUGAAACCUCUUAUGUUGCAAGGGCACGAACGUGCCAUCACUCAAAUUAAAUACAACCGCGAAGGAGAUCUUUUGUUCUCUGCGGCGAAGGAUUCUAAGCCUAACGUGUGGUGGUCAUUAAACGGAGAGCGUCUUGGCACUUUUAAUGGGCACGGUGGUGUUGUUUGGUGUCUUGACGUUGACUGGCAAUCCAUUAACCUGAUCACUGGUGGUGGUGACAGUUCCUGCAGGUUGUGGGAUCUAGAGACUGGCAAAAAUAUAGCUACAAUAAAAACUAAUUCAUCAGUAAGAACAUGUAACUUCAGCUACAGCGCAAACCAAGCUGCUUACACAACUGACAAGGCUAUGGGGCACCCUUGUGAAGUCUUUGUUAUUGAUACAAGAACAAUUGACGAAUCUUUAUCAACCCAAGGGCCAACAUUGAAGUGGGAGAUUACAGACUCUAAAGUUACUUCAAUGGUAUGGGGUGUUCUCGAUGAGACUAUCAUCACUGGUCAUGAAGCUGGUGAUCUCAUUCAGUGGGAUUUAAGAACUGGCAAGAAGAUACAUUCAAUUAAAGAACACACGCACCAAGUUAAUGACAUGCAACUAUCGCGGGAUGGGACCAUGUUCAUUACGGCUUCCAAGGAUCAAACUGCCAAGCUAUUUGACACCAACUCCCUAGAACUUCUCAAGGAGUAUAAAACUGAACGUCCAGUCAAUUCAGCAGCUCUGAGCCCUAUCCUAGACCAUGUAGUACUUGGUGGAGGUCAAGAUGCUAUGGAAGUAACAACUACUUCAACCAGAUCUGGAAAAUUCGACGCUCGUUUCUUCCAUUUAGUAUUCGAAGAGGAAUUUGGCCGUGUCAAGGGUCACUUUGGACCUAUUAACAGUUUGUCUUUCCAUCCAGAUGGUAAAAGCUUUGCAUCAGGUGGUGAAGAUGGUUAUGUACGUGUACAGAAUUUCGAUCAAUCGUACUUUGACUAUACAUUUGAUUAUAACAGAGAU
Molecule: messenger RNA, 987 nt
Organism: Brenthis ino (lesser marbled fritillary)
Lineage: Eukaryota; Metazoa; Arthropoda; Insecta; Lepidoptera; Nymphalidae
Source: the annotation of a GenBank genome assembly